AUGCACUACAAAAAACAAAUUUUAAGAGCUGGCAGUAACAUUAACUCUUUACCAAGUAGUCCACAAGCACCUAUAGUAUCGGAAGGCUGCUUACUCACCGCUCAGCCAACCAAAGGGAGAAACAGCGAUAAGUGUUCACUGAAGGGUGGUGAUGGAAAAGUCGGGACAGAAGUAGUGAAUUCUACCAAGGCUUUGUCAUCUCCUGUUUGUGCCUCAACUCAUCAUGAUAACAGACCUGGGAGUAACUCUUUGACCAUGCCUCACGAUGCCAACAGUGAAAGGCAGAGUGCAUUUACAAGCGUUCAGUCCAGUAUCUCCAGAAGCAGGCAGAACACCCCUACAGUCAUAGAUCGUGCGGACUCGAGAUCCAGUGAUGGUCAGCUGUCCAUGUAUUUAUCUGACAGUAAACAGUCGAGUUCACGACUGGAUGAUGUCCGCAGUGUGAAGAGCAGUCCUGGCACCAGUCCUUUAAUCAUGGAUAGAAAUGAACCUAUACAUCCUUAUCGCGAUCCAGACUUAUUACACACGAAUGCUGUACAUAGUCACAUUCAAAGUGUGCUAGCAGGCCACCACAAAAUGGGUCAGCCAGCUUUUUCAUUGACGACACAUUCACCAGUUCCGGUAGCAUCAGCAUCUUCUCCCGCUGCCCCAGCAUUUUCUGGUGCAUCCACACUUCCAGCCCGGAGUCUGUUGAGCACCCUGCCCAGUACCUUGCCCUACACCGGCACACAUCCGCUACUGUCAUCUAUACCACAUCACCUGACUCUUCCUCACAGUUAUCCCAUAGAUGCGGUUGUCAGGGCUCAGCAGCAGCAGUUGGCAGCCUUGCAGCAGCAGCAGCAUCUUAUAGGAUACUCGUUGAACAAUGCUGCAACAAUAGCUACAAUUGAAGCUCUGUGGCAGCAGAAGAUGUCAGCAGCCCCUCUUCCAGCUCACUAUGUGUUGAAGAAAAACCAAGAGGCACUCCUUUCUACGGAGUUAGCAGCAGCCCUCCACAGAGAACAUCUUCAAAUACAGAUGGAGCAUGGAAGAAGAGCAAUUGAAGUUGGCCGCAGGGAAAGAGAGAGGUUGGAACAGGAACGUAGAGAAAAGGAACACUCAGAUAUUAUUGAAAGAGAGCGACAAGAGAAAGAGCGUGAACGGGCAGAGCAUGAAAGACAAGAGCGAGAACUCCUAGAGAAGGAGCGGAUGAAACAGGAACGACAAGAGUGGGAAUAUAAGCAGAGUCAGGAGCGGAUCCUGAUGGAGAAUGUGGACACGGACGCUGCUGUAGACCAGCACUUUGCUGAGUCUCUGACCAGAUUAGCCAGUCAGCAGGGCAUCUCAAUUUUCCCACCAAUUGCACAUGCUGCAGCAAGAGGCUUCAUUCCUAAAACUGAGACGCACAGCUUGCCUCAGCCCCACAGCUUGCCUCAGCCCCGCAGCCUCCCAUUCCAUGAGAAGAAGCACCUGGAACACAGGAUAGAGGAUCAGUUAAACAAGGAAAUUAAUCCACCGCCAGAUGACAAGCGAGGAUUUAACAAAAUUGGCAUUGAGAAGAGUUCUGGAGCUGCCAGUUACCCCUGCAGCUCAGGCAGUUACCAUGCUGUUUCAUCUUUGUCCCAGUCAAGCCACAAGCCACUGUUUAACCUUUAUGGUUAUCCAUCCUCUCACUCAACUAUCACAGCAGAGCAGCUGAAGCUGAGGGGUCUUGUGUCUGAGACUAGACAUAUAAAGGAAGAGGUGCUUGAUAAGAAUGCUUAUUCGUCAGGACCUCCUCACACAUCUAGCCCUGUUCACUCAAACCAAGGGUACUGCUUGAAGGAUGUGAAACAAGAGCUGCAUAACUCUGUGAUAGUGAAAAGCGAUUUAAAGGCUCCUUUAAAAAUUGAAAAUCAGGUGGCAGCACAUUCUCACCACAACUCACCUUCUUCAGCAUCAUCCUCACCACGCCCUCAACAUCAGUGGCUGGCACAUUCUUCAGAUCAUAGGCUAGACCGACCAUUAACAUCUUCAAGCCCAGCUUCAAGUGUUCGUCUCCACCACCUGCAUCAUUCCAGUCCUGGGCCUACAAGUUUUGGUCACCCGCCUUCAUCUCACAGUGCAGUUUUUAGUUCCUCUGACAUCCGGGCAUCUCCAAGAUCUCUGAGUCCAUAUACUGCAGCAGCUAGUCAGUCACAGCCAUUGAACUUUUGUAAAUCCUCAGACGUCAAGAUUGAAGCCCCAGAGAAGCAACAACAGCCUCCUCAAGCACACACCAGCUACACUUCUGCCCAAACAUUUGUUUCUUCAGCACCUAACUCUGUUAUCAACAACUACAGCCUGAUUCAACAGGGCUUGGUACCAAAUCCUAUUUACAGCCAGGGAGGUGUGAUACGUCCUGCUGGCUCACCACUUCAGCACAGUAUAGGCUGCCAUUCUGUUUGUGGACCCUCAGCCAAUUCGUUUGUGGACUCAAAACCAUCACAGAUCAGUCCUGGAAGCAAACGAAAAAUGACUGUUAAGGAUAGCAACACAAGUAAUAAAAAGAAGUCAAAGAACCAUGAUGAAGUAUCUCUUACCGCUCAGUCUAUUUCCAUUCCAGUAACGACAUCGCAGAUCAUCACAAACCCCUCUCCUUAUACCACCUCAAGCAGCAGCAGUAUAUUAGCCAGAUCAGAAAUUAGUUCAGUGACUUCCUCCUCUCCUGCAUUAAUAAGUGCUAGCCUACCUUAUAGUACUGGGUUCAUGGAUAGCUUCAAGUCAUUUGUUGAAAACACUGUUCAGAUUGCAUUCCUACAGGAUGAGAAAAAGGCUCAGGAGAAAGCAGAGAGAGAUCAGGCACAAGCCAAUCAGUCUCUUUCGUCUCUUGCUAUCUCAGAAGUAGCUUUCUGUGAUAGAGAACUCAGCGGUCAAGUUCAGUCCCUGUCUGAUAAUUCCAAUUUGGCAACCUCUGUUGCCACUAAACCAGACAUCUCUCAGAUUAAUUGUAAAUCGUAUAACAGUCGGAUUAUCAACACAAUCAACAGAGUAGCGGGCAACCAGGCAGAUGCUGACUCUGAUACUUUCAGUGCCUCAAGUCCUUCAACCCAUGUCAGACCUUCAGGAGGUAACUCUCCCAGCAGCAGGAAUUGUCACAUUCAGAGCUCCAGCCACCCACACCAUAUGAAGAAAGCAUGGCUUCAACGCCACGACGAAGACAAAAAAUCAGAGACGCCAGUCUCGGCACACAAUGAAGAGGAUUCUAAUUCUGGUUCAAGCCAUACCAGAGAUGUGAUUAGUUGUAUUGAGAACCCGUCUGCCUCUCUGGUCAAUGGCGAUACAGAAAGUAGAAGUGCAUCUCCUGCUAAUGUUGUAGUGACACUGUCUAAUGGUAAUCUUAAUGAGUUUGAUCCAAAUGAUGAAUCUACCUCCUCUGCUUCAGAAUCAGAAAUGCAGGAUUCACCUGCAGUAAUUGACUCAAAGAAGAGGGUAAAUUCAGGCAGGGCGGCAAGUAGGUCAUCAAAGAAAGCCAAAUCUGAUGUAGACUCACAUUCGUGUACACCCUCUCCAGCAGCAUGUAACAACAACAGUAGCUCCAUGGGUGUUCAGAAACAUACUAGCAACAGCCACAAGCGAGACCGAACUGAUAAACAAGUAAAAACAAUGAAUGACUCACAAGUCAUCACAAAAGACGAUCAGUCGAAUAUGUCACUGAAACAUUCUCAUGGCAGUCCUUAUCAGCAAAAGCCCCAGAAGAAAAAUAAUCAGGUGGCUACAACAGCUUUAGAGAAAUCAAUGUUUUCACACAUAGAUAGAUCUGAACCCUCACCAUCCUUCUCAGAGAACAGUAGCGCUGACAUGUCACCAGCAUCCUCUUCCUCUUCAUCAGUUAGUACAACAGCUGCUCCUCUCAAAUCCAGUAUUGAAGAUAGCAUUAAGAAAAUCAAGGACAAGAAAAAGCAGACAAAACCUAAUAAGGAAUCCACCUCAAAGGAAAGUAAAAAGAGUUCGUCAUUCAACAAACCUCUAGUAAAGAUGACUGUAGCCACACUCAAAAGAACAAUGGUGCCGUUUGUGCAGGAUGGCCCUUGCAGUGAGAUUACUCCAAAGCUGAACAAGUGCAGAGAGUGUAAGAUGACUCCUGGACAGCGCAAAGAGAAACUUCCCAACAUCUUCUGUAGAUUUUAUGCAUUUAGAAGACUGAAGUACAAUGCUCGAGGGAUAGUGAUGAUUGAUGGUUUCUCAGAUUUGUCAGAAGCCGAUCCAGAUGAUAUCGAACCUUGGCUUCCUCGAUUCCCAGUUCAAGACCCAGAGCUUGAUGUUGAGAACUCCAAGUUUAUCAUUGCCAAGGUUGGAGAUAAAUUCUGUGAGCUUGUUGAGCAAGAGAAGCAGGCUAAAUCCUGGGCAGGGGAUAAUGUGAAAAUUGUGUGGAAGCGUGCUGUGACGGGUGUACGGGAGAUGUGUGAUGUUUGUGACACAACAUUAUUUAACAUGCAUUGGGUGUGCCAUAAAUGUGGCUUUGUUGUGUGCCUCGAUUGCUUCAAAGUGCGUAUGAAAGACAGCAAAAAAGCCAUUACUGAUGAUAAGUGGCUGACAUGUAGUUCAAAUAGGCAGGCUCAUAAAGCACGUGAAAUGAUGCUAACACAGAUUAUUCCUAGUGAUGCCCUGUGGGAGCUUGGAAGGUUGAUUCAUGAUAUUCGUUCUAAGUGGUCAAUUCCAUCAAACUGUCCCUGUGGUUGCAGUAGCACAGAUAGCAGAAUUACAGCUAGGAAUGGCUUGAGUCAGGUGUUCAGCCUAUCUAAUGCUCACAAACUUCAGAAUGGCUUUAGCUCAGAGGAAAAUACAAGCAGAAAUUCUCUAAAGGCUAAGAGGAAAGAUCAAGAGCCCUACACAUUGAAGAAUUUUGAAUCCUACAAUCCAGAUACAACAUCUUCACCACUGAGUAUUUUAGCUGACAUUGCAUCAAUGGAGCCCAAUUCUGACAGGGACAAAUCAGAUAUGAAGAAGAAGAUGCACAAAUCAGUGAUGCCUGGAGAUGAUUUGUUAGAAGAUUCUGAGAAAAAGUUAGGUUGCUCAACACUGAGAGAACUGCUGACUAAAACAGCUGGAAAGCCAAAAGUUACCAAUGAAAAGAAAGUGAAGAAAGGUAGUGGCCUGAGUUCCCUUGAUGACAUCAUACAGUCAGUGGUGGAGAGAAGCUGCACAGACGGUGGCACUCCAUUCAAGUUCCUUCACUAUACCCCUCGGUUGGGAGGCUGGAAGCGGGAGUUGCCCAUUAUGGAACACAGCUUAACGGAAACCAGUGUGCUGUACCCAGACGUGCCGCACUCUUGGCUUUGUAAUGGACGGCUUCUGCGCUUGCAUGAUGCUCAUCAUAAGGGGAAUGUGCAGAUAUUUCAGGAGCAGUGGCAGAGAGGACAGCCGGUGUUGGUCUCCUGUGCCAAUAAGAAGAUGAAUAUCAGCUUGUGGAAGCCAGAAGUGUUCAUUAGAGAGUUUGGUGACAUUGAGAACGAGGUCGUCAACUGUCGAACUGGGGAUGUCAUCAUUGGCCACACAAUGGGUGAUUUCUGGGGAGGUUUUGAAAGUCUCAAAAAUCGACCAAUAGACAACAAUGACCAACCCAUGCUGCUGAAGUUGAAAGACUGGCCACCAGGUGACGAUUUUAGCGAGCUCUUGCCCACAAGGUUCCAAGACUUGAUGAAUGCACUGCCACUGCCAGAGUACACACACAGAAAUGGCAAACUGAAUCUGGCCUCCCGCCUGCCUGACUUCCUUGUUCGUCCAGAUUUGGGGCCUAAGAUGUAUAAUGCUUACGGAUCUUCACACUUUCCGAAAGAGGGCACAACAAACUUGCACCUGGACAUAUCUGAUGCUGUGAAUGUGAUGGUCUAUGUGGGAGUUCCUGGAGAUGGACCUGGAGGUAGAAAGGCUCAAGAAGAAGGUAGGUUG
Candidula unifasciata is the source of this 5889-nucleotide messenger RNA. The record is from the annotation of a GenBank genome assembly. NCBI's taxonomy places the organism in Eukaryota, Metazoa, Mollusca, Gastropoda, Stylommatophora, Geomitridae.